Trichoderma gamsii is the source of this 1452-nucleotide messenger RNA. RefSeq lists its product as hypothetical. Gene Ontology annotation, molecular function: RNA binding. Gene Ontology annotation, cellular component: nucleus. Bases 1 to 1452 code for a protein of 483 amino acids. The record is from RefSeq and is a predicted model, not a curated record. Lineage: Eukaryota; Fungi; Ascomycota; Sordariomycetes; Hypocreales; Hypocreaceae. The transcript is spliced from 9 exons.
AUGGAGGAUACUGAGCGACGACCAAAGCGAUCUCGUUUCGACCAGACGGAGCCUGAGCCCAAACGAGCAUCUAGAUUCGACAGGCGCUCCCGAUCUCCGCCUACGCGCCGCCACGAAGGCAGAGACCGCAGUCCGCUGCCCAAGGAUGAUUCUUCCGAGACAAAGAAACCUGCAGUAGAUGCUGCUGCCGCCGCUGCCGCCGCCGCUGCCAAGAUCAAUGCUCAGCUGCAGGCGCGAAAGGCUCCCCAGCAUGUGGAUGUCCCCCCGAUCAGGUCUUCGGGCGAGCAAUCCGACAAGCCAGGCGACAAUGAGAUGAAGCCCGAUAUGUAUGUUGCCGAGGGCGACUUCAUUCAAGACAUCGAAGUCAACGACCUGCGAAAUCGAUACCUGUUGACCAAGGGCUCUACUCAAGAAAUGAUUCGAAACGAUACUGGCGCUGAUGUCACCACCCGUGGUAGCUAUUACCCAAACAAGAGCAUGGCAACUGCAGCGAACCCUCCUUUAUAUCUUCACAUCACCAGUACUACCAAGGCUGGUCUUGAAUCCGCUGUGGAAAAAAUCAACGAUCUCAUUAAGCAGGAGCUUCCCCAGCUUGUCGAUGAACGAAGAUUCCGACGCAGAGACCAGGAGGAGCGGCCGCAAGUUGAACGAGAUGAAUUUGGACGACGCAAAUGGCCCGAUGAGAAGAUCCCUAUUACUCUUGAGCCAAUUCCAGGGUUCAACCUACGUGCUCAAGUAGUUGGCCAUGGCGGUGCCUACGUAAAACACAUUCAACAAGAAACCGGCUGUCGAGUUCAAAUUAAGGGCCGAGGCUCAGGCUAUUUGGAGGCUGCCACAAACUGCGAAAGCGACGAGGACAUGUUUCUUCAUGUCACAGGACCUGACCCCAAUAUGGUCGCCAAAGCCAAGGAGCUCUGCGAAGACUUGAUUGCCAACGUCAAGGAGCAGUACGAGGAAUUCAAAGCUCGACCGCCUCGCUAUAACAAUGAUCGUGGCGGUUAUGGCGACCACCAUCACCAUAGGGGGUCCCACGACCGGUCGCAUGGCGGAUCUCACCACAACUCGUACAAUUCGUAUAACAGAUACAACUCCGAUUCUGGUGCCUCCAACAGCCCCGCUCCAGCAGCCAGCAACCAGCAGAGCGCAACCGACUAUGCUGCUCAAUAUGCUCAAUACUAUAAUGGAGCCGAUCCCUAUGCCGCAUAUGGAGGAUACGCUAACUAUGUCGCCUUGUAUCAACAGUACUAUGGAGGUCAGACCCAAGCACCAGGUCAGAGCUCACAUGCAGCAGCCCCAGGUCAAUCCGCCUCUCCUCCGCCGCCUCCGCCUCCUGCCGAAGCAGCUCCUCCUCCACCACCGCCUCCAAGCUCUGCACCACCGCCUCCGCCACCAUCCGGACCACCGCCUCCUGGUGGAAGCUUUAGUGCUGUUCCGCCUCCUCCAGGGCUUUAA